Molecule: messenger RNA, 834 nt
Organism: Striga hermonthica
Lineage: Eukaryota; Viridiplantae; Streptophyta; Magnoliopsida; Lamiales; Orobanchaceae
Source: the annotation of a GenBank genome assembly
AUGUUCGUCUCUCCUUCGUCAGCUUCAACCAAUUACUAUAAUUCGGAAAAUUUGCCUGAGAAAAUCAAGAAAGCUCCGAUGGGUGAUAUCCGUGGAAGAACCUCCUCCGUCGACGAUGAUCUGCUGCUCAAGAAAUUCUUUGCCGAAGUUAGCGAGGUUGAGCGCGACAACGAAGUCAACAGGAUCCUUUCGUGCUUCAAGUUAAAUGCUUUUGAGUACCUUAACCUACCAUUUGAUUCCUCUAUCGAUGAUGUGAAAAGACAAUAUCGUAAGCUAUCUUUGCUUGUUCACCCUGAUAAAUGUAAGCAUCCACAAGCCAAGGAGGCAUUUGGAGCAUUAGCAAAAGCCCAACAAUUAUUACUCGAUCCACAAGAGAGAGAUUAUAUUUUGAACCAAGUUAAUGCUGCCAAAGAAGAACUUCGAGCGAAAAGGAAGAAGCAGCUGAAGAAAGACAAUGCAACCAAGAUAAAGUCACUAGUGGACGAGGGAAAAUACGAGCAGGAAUUUGAAAGGUCGGAUGAAUUUCAGCAGCAGUUAAAAUUCAAAGUCCGAGAAAUCUUAACUGAACAAGAGUGGAGGAGAAGGAAGAUGCAGAUGAGGAUAUCAGAGGAGGAAGGUAGAUUAAAGAAAGACGAAGAGGAAACAAAAGAGUUGUGGAAACGAAAGCGUGAGCACGAGGAGCAAUGGGAAGGCACUCGUGAACAGAGGGUUUCCAGCUGGAGAGACUUUAUGAAAGGUGGAAAAAAGGUUAAGAAAGGAGAGUUCCGACCUCCGAAGCUUAAGACAGAGGAUCCAAACAAAUCUUACGUCCAAAGGCCAGUAAAACGAGGAUGA